CGAUAACGCACUAUUCCCAUUGCUCACGCUAUGCGAUCACGAUGCCAGCGCCAUCUGGUCAACGCGCUGGAACGGACGCAGCAGACCUCUCUCCUCCGCCGCAUUCCCCUGACGCGACCGUGCGCACAUCGAAGUUAUGCUGCCGCGUCUGCGACAUCAUCACACCCGCGAUCAUUGGCCGUCCCAUCCAGCGCCAGAUACAAUGAGAUUGGCGUGCAGCAAGUCAGCGCCCAUGUCCAUCCUCAGCUAUUCCCGCAGACGACUGCUGCAAAGCCAGACGAUGCGUUGGUGGCGCUGUCCAAAGAUCACCUUGCCCGACAUGACCUGCUGGGCAAGACGAGCGACAACUCUGAGCCCAUUGGCUUCGACCUGCCCGAUCUCCAGGGAGCCUCGCUGGACGAGCACUUCUACAAACUGGGAAUGGACAGCGCCGAACCAUAUCUCAGCUUGGCCACCAAGUAUGCAAGAGCAUCGCCUCCGCCGAGACCGCGAAGAUGGGAGCAGCGAGCAGGCUGGACCAAGUACCAUGAAGACGGCACCUCCGAGGCUGUGGAAUACCCAGAUGAGGAAGUCCUCACCUUCGACACCGAGGUGAUGUGGCAUGAGACAAGCUUCCCGGCUAUGGCUUGCGCGGUCUCCGAAAGGCAUUGGUAUGCCUGGUUAUCGCCUUGGCUGCUCGGAGAAAGCACGAAUGAUCGUCAUCUGAUACCACUGGGACCGCGAAAGAAGGCGAGAAUUGUGGUUGGGCAUAACAUAGGUUAUGAUCGGGCACGCAUCGCCGAAGAGUACCAUCUGGAGCAAUCACAGACGUUCUUCAUAGACACCAUGAGCUUACACGUGGCUACGAAUGGAAUGUGCAGUCGGCAGAGACCUACUUGGAACAAGCAUAAGAAGGCUCGAGAUCUGCAGGACAAGAUUGCUGCCUCUGAUGAUAGCGCAGAUUUAGCGGCGCUGCUCGAGUCUGGCAAGGCCACAUUCGACAGCGAGGAGGAGCUCUGGGUUGGCCGUGCAUCAGUCAACAGUUUGCGGGACGUGGCCAAAUUUCACUGCAACAUCACCAUCGACAAAGCUCGCAGGGAAUGGUUUGGAGAGCUCGACCGUGAAGGCAUUGUAGAACGUCUUGACGAGCUUCUAGAUUAUUGUGCGGCCGACGUUGACAUAACGCAUAAAGUGUACAAGAAGGUACUGCCUCUCUUCUUGGAGACAUCGCCACACCCGGUCUCGUUUGCAGCGUUGCGGCAUCUAUCUACGGAGAUUCUUCCUGUCAAUAGGAGUUGGCAGUCGUACAUUGCUAAUGCGGAAGCCACAUAUCAUCGUCUUUCCUCCGGCGUCCAGGAGCGGCUAAUCGAUUUGACUGAACGCGCAGUAGAACAUCGUGGAGAACCGAAAGUUAUUCGGCAUGAUCCUUGGUUGUCGCAGCUGGAUUGGGGCGGUCAGGAAGUGCGAAUGGUGAAGGGCAAGAAGAAGGGUGAUCCUCCCCGACCAGCAGCGCGCCAAAAGAAGCCGGGAAUGCCCAAUUGGUACAAGGAUUUAUUCAGUACAAACGAUGCUGAUAUUGCGCUCACUGUACGUACCAGAAUCGCGCCUUUGCUCCUUCGCAUGGCUUGGGAUGGUCAUCCUUUGAUAUGGUCCGACAAGUACGGAUUCACGUUCAAAGUCCCGCACUCCGAGGCUCAGAAGUAUCGUGAACAAGGAAUGACGACGUGCGAUAUGAUGGAGGAGGCGAAUCUGAUGCUUCAUGAUGACUUAGAUCACACUUACUUCAAGCUGCCACACAAAGACGGGCCCGACGCCCGUUGUACAUCACCUCUCGCCAAAGGGUACCUGCAAUAUUUUGAGAAUGGUACACUCUCAUCUGAGUAUGCAUACGCGAAGGAAGCGUUGGAAAUGAACGCGUCCUGCUCAUACUGGAUCAGUGCUCGUGAUCGGAUCAUGUCGCAAAUGGUCGUGUACGACAGCGAGCGCGCUGACGCUCCAGCGCAAGACACGGACCUUGGCUACAUCCUGCCCCAGGUCAUUCCUAUGGGUACCAUUACCCGGAGAGCAGUGGAGAAUACCUGGCUCACAGCAGCCAAUGCCAAGAAGAAUCGUGUUGGAUCCGAGCUGAAGAGUAUUGUGACCGCACCUCCUGGUUAUGCUUUCGUUGGGGCAGAUGUCGACAGCCAAGAGCUAUGGAUCGCGUCACUUGUCGGCGAUUCGAGUUUUAAGAUCCACGGAGGCAAUGCGAUUGGCUUCAUGACACUGGAGGGCACGAAAGCAGCAGGAACUGAUCUACACUCUCGCACGGCAAAAAUCUUGGGCAUUUCACGGAAUGAUGCCAAAGUUUUCAAUUACGGCCGCAUCUAUGGGGCAGGCUUGAAGUUCGCUCAAAGUUUGCUGCGUCAAUUCAAUCCUUCCGUGACUGAGGAACAAGCGAAAAUGACUGCCACGAACCUGUAUCACGAGACAAAGGGCUCAAAGUCUGGCAGCAAGGCGAUCCGUGAACGCAAGUUCUGGCGUGGCGGCACCGAGAGCUUGGUCUUCAACAAGCUCGAAGACUUUGCAGAACAGGAACGACCGCGAACACCUGUCUUAGGAGCUGGCAUUACCGAGGCGCUGAUGCGACGAUUCAUCAGCAAAGGCGGUUUCAUGACCAGCCGUAUCAACUGGGCCAUUCAGUCAUCAGGGGUCGAUUACCUCCAUCUACUUAUCGUCAGCAUGGAGUACUUGUGCAAGCGGUACAACAUUGACGCACGAUUGGCGUUGACUGUGCAUGACGAGAUUCGCUACCUUUCGAAAGCCGAAGACAAGUAUCGAACUGCGAUGGCUCUCCAGGUCGCCAAUGUCUGGACGCGGGCCAUGUUCAGCCAGCAAAUGGGCAUCGAUGAUUUACCACAAUCCUGUGCCUACUUCAGCGCCGUGGACAUCGACCACGUACUCCGUAAGGAGGUGGAUAUGGAUUGCAUCACGCCGUCUCAUCCCAAUAAGAUCGCUCCGGGUGAGUCACUCGACAUCGUGCAGUUGCUUGCCAAGGGAACUCAGGCUUUCCUCGAUCCAGACGUGGUACCCACCAGAACACCUCAGCCAGGACAAUUCCAGUACACCCCACGUCGCCCUGUCAUGGAGGGUCUGCAACCUCCGAAUGCCCAAGCUUAUCUGCAAGCUCAAAUCGCAUCUUCCCCCGCCGAGCUUAAUAAAAUCAUCCGCGAUUUGAGUAAACCAGCCGUGGUGACCUCCAAGUCUCGUCGAAAGGACAAUGUUGACGGCAACUUCACCCUCACCGGUACUACUCCUCUACCGGCCAAGGGCAAAGCGGCGCCGAAGCCUCGAGUGCGAAAACCACGUCUACCCGCAACCAAAGCUCACUCCUCAUCAUUAAUUGCUACGGCGAGGAACUACUCCAGCCUACUGCCACCGGAGUCGCGCUGGCACAUGUCUUCCAGUGACUGGGCAAAUAUUGGCACCCCCAUGGAUCUAUCUUCAUCCUCAUCUUCUUCUUCAUCUUCGCCAGGUUCGCGAUCGAGUCUCAAUGGCUCGGCAGUCAUGCCACUGCGUCACUCCGGUGUUUCAUCAUAUGUUCGAUCGGCGUGUUAAAAGUGAUGGAUGAUUGUUGUUGCUGUUAUUGUACAGUAUACACAUUUAAUGUUGGGCUGUGCGAAUGUGAUGAUAUAACACUAGCGGGGAAGAAAAGGAAAGUGUACGGAAACAAAGGAAAACAAACAGUAUGGGGAACAUUGUGUAGUUGUUUGUUGUCGUGUACAGUAAGAUACCUCAGAUAGGUAUCCGAUUCGAAUUGUUGUACAGUAUAAAACGACCCCACAAAUAGGCACCUUUCUACACGACGGACUGGCUUGUCAUUUGUGACCUUACCUAGGUAUUAC
Messenger RNA from Sphaerulina musiva SO2202, 3860 nucleotides. Its product is annotated as DNA polymerase gamma. Gene Ontology annotation, cellular component: mitochondrion; gamma DNA polymerase complex. Gene Ontology annotation, biological process: mitochondrial DNA replication. Gene Ontology annotation, molecular function: 3'-5' exonuclease activity; DNA-directed DNA polymerase activity; DNA binding. NCBI's taxonomy places the organism in Eukaryota, Fungi, Ascomycota, Dothideomycetes, Mycosphaerellales, Mycosphaerellaceae. The transcript has a single exon. The record is from RefSeq and is a predicted model, not a curated record. The coding region runs from base 31 to 3573 and encodes 1180 amino acids.